This is a messenger RNA of Pungitius pungitius (ninespine stickleback), 6676 nucleotides long. RefSeq names its product apoptosis-associated tyrosine kinase b (gene lmtkb). The transcript is spliced from 14 exons. The record is from RefSeq and is a predicted model, not a curated record. NCBI's taxonomy places the organism in Eukaryota, Metazoa, Chordata, Actinopteri, Perciformes, Gasterosteidae. Bases 454 to 5391 code for a protein of 1645 amino acids. Gene Ontology annotation, biological process: brain development; peptidyl-tyrosine autophosphorylation. Gene Ontology annotation, molecular function: ATP binding; protein tyrosine kinase activity.
GCGCAUAAACGCGCUCCAUAGAUUGUGUUUGCGCGCAUUGGCGAGCAAGAUGGCGCUGUGGCGUGUCAGCACCGCGGACAGCUCCUGACCGGACAGCUCGCGGCGUUCCAGUUGUUUGGUAGCUUUCUUCUGGGGUCACGUGCUCUCGUUCGCUCGGAGCCCCCCAGAUGCUGUGAAUGCAUCCAGGUGUCGCGGGAAGACGGAAGUCACAUCCCGGAACAACUCGACUGCUGAACAGUCCUCCUCCUCCUCGUCGUCCUUCAGGAGGAAGACAGCCAUCCAGCGGCCUCGGCCCGCGGUGACUUCUCACCGGAGGAGGAGCGCCGUUCCGCCUCGAUGACGCCGCUGUGAGAUGGAGGUGCGCGCGGAGCGAUCACGAGGAGAAAUGACGCUCCGAUCAAGAGCCAUUGGUGCCCAGCUCUCUGCCACCCGAGCCCGCAGCUCUGCUUUCCAAUGAUGCGUCUCAUAACCGCCGAUAGGACGAUGUUGGUGCUCCUGGUGACGAUGUCUGCGGUGGGUUUCAGCCCCGGCUUCGCCCUCAGCUCCCAUUUCAGCUCAGAUGGCGCUCCGCUGAGCGAGCUGUCCUGGUCCUCCUCCCUGGCCGUGGUGGCCGUCUCCCUCACGGGCCUCUUCACCUUCGUCUUCCUCAUGCUGGCCUGCCUCUGCUGCAAGAAGCGCAAGACCGGCUUCAAGGAGUUCCGGAAUGUGGACGGGGAGCAGUACCACGCAGAUAUGUCCACUCUGGCCUCGCCGGCCUCCCUGGGACGCCCGGACGUCUACAUCCUGCCCCUCACCGAGGUGUCCCUGACCGUCGCCAAGCAACCAGCAGUUCCACUGCUGAAGUCCACAGAUCUCAGCCGGCACUGCCUCCUCUACCUGAAGGAGAUCGGGAAUGGCUGGUUCGGGAAGGUUCUGCUUGGGGAGGUGAACGCAGGCCCGAACACCACCCAGGUGGUGGUGAAGGAGCUGAAGGCCGGCGGCAGCGUGCAGGACCAGAUGCACUUCCUGGAGGAGGCCCGGCCUUUCCGCGGCCUUCAGCACCCGGCCCUGCUGCAGUGCUUGGCCCAGUGCACCGAGGUCACUCCCUACCUGCUGGUGAUGGAGUUUUGUCCACUGGGUGAUGUGAAGGGUUACCUCAGAAGCUGCAGGACCUCAGAGAGCAUGACCCCAGAGCCCCUGGUCCUUCAGCGGAUGGCCUGUGACAUUGCAUCGGGACUCUUGCACAUGCACAAACACAACUUCACGCACAGUGACCUGGCUUUGAGGAACUGCUUGUUGACGGCUGAUGUCUCAGUGAAGAUUGGAGAUUAUGGCCUGGCACAGAACAAGUACAAGGAUGAUUACUACGUGACAUCGGACCAGAUGUGCGUCCCGCUGCGCUGGAUCGCCCCGGAGCUGCUGGACGAGGUGCACGGAAACCUGCUGGUGGCUGACCAGACGCCGCAGAGCAACAUGUGGUCUCUGGGCGUGACGAUCUGGGAGCUGUUUGAACUCGGCAACCAGCCCUACAGACACUACUCUGACAGACAGGUGCUGACCUACGCUGUGAGGGAGCAGCAGCUACGACUCCCCAAACCGCUGCUCCAAGUGCCGCUGGCUGAGCGCUGGUAUGAGGUGAUGCAGUUCUGCUGGCUCCAGCCUGAGCAGAGGCCCAAUGCAGAGGAAGUCCACCUGCUGCUCAGCUACCUGUGUGCCAAGGGGGCCUGCGAGGCUGAAGAGGACUUUGAGAGGCGGUGGAACUCCCUGCGUCCCAACACCGUAUUCAACAGCCACCGCUGUGCAUCGGCAAAGACCCGAGACCACCCCUCCUCCUCCUCCUCUUACCCCCUCCUCGAGCAGUUCUCAGGCGGUGACGGCUACCACUCGGAGUCCGGCGACGACGUACUUACGGUCACAGAGACCAGCCAUGGCCUGAACUUUGAGUACAAGUGGGAGCAGGCCAGAGCGGACCAGUCGUACAGAGCCCCGGACUCAGCCAGGACCCUGGGGCAGGUCAACCAUCAUCAGCAGGAGGCGUUCUACCCACCCGGGGGCAUCGUGGGAGGCUGCCCCACGGAGAGCCUCGGCCAACGACUUUCUCCUUCUUACUACCAAUCCAAACAUCUUCACGCACCAAGCAUACUUCCCGUCCUCAGCGCCCACAGCCCCUCAGCGGGCAGUGAAUACUACAUCCGCAUCGAGGAGGCAGGAGACCGUAACAUAGAUCCGGACUACACCAUGUGCUCCUACAGCCCCGACUUCCUAGGCAGCAGCGGGAGCUUUCUGACUGGCAGCGCCGACUCAGGCGACUGUCUGGCCUGCCCCCCACAGACCAGCACGGGUCCCUUCUGGUCAGCAGACAUCCACAAGGCCGACAUGUUCGACUCAAACGACUCGAGUCCCGCCAUCUCCCUCACGAUGGAGCCCCUUUUGGGGCAAGUGUUGGACAAUAGCCCUCUGCGACCCUGGGAGUCAAGUCACUACGUAUCGUAUAAAGACAGAGACGGGGGUUACUACUAUGAGCACUCGCCCCCUCUGGGGAUUGAUCACUACCUGAUUGGCCGUGACUCCUCCAGUGCGCGUCACCAAGAGAGCUGGGGGUCAAGGAGCCUGCGGCAGGCCUUGGGUGAGCUGGAGAACCCACUCGGCCUAUCAACUGCCGUGAACGGUACACCUCAGCAGGCCUACGCUGAUGCCUACGCGGACACGGGUCAGACCGCCAUCAUAGGAAAGAACGUGACGGGGGGCUACUACGACAUGAUGGGCUCCUUGAGGAAGACCAUGCCCGGCCACACCAGGCACACCAGCCAUUCUGUCAGCAUUAACAUGGACACGGAGGGCGCACUCUUCAUCGGGCACAGAGACAGCGAUACGGAGGAGGAAGAAGAGGAGGACAUAUUUGUUGAGAGACACACCUGCAACACUUGGCCAUCAAAACAUCGGCACAGCAGCGGGGGUCACAGCCGACGCGCUAGCCACAGCUGCAGACAGGACGCUUACGUGGAUUUCCACUACACGAUGCCAAGUACGGAUGUUGAGGACUCCUGGCCUGAGGAGCACAGCCUGGCCUUCCGCUCGCUCCCCAGACCCGUGGACUAUCUUGACCACCAGGCCAAAGACAACAGCGCCUGCCUUAGCCUGAGCAAACAUCACGCGAUGGUGCCCUCAGACGACUGCAGCGCGUACAUCUACCUGUGCCAUGAGGGCGGGACUCCACCCGGGGAUUGCUGCCACUCGCACUUUGUGGACCCGCUCACAGGCCUGCUGGUCAGAAACAACAGUCACAGCUACUGUCACAGCGGCUACAUCAGCGACAAGGCCAUUGGCGCCCCAGGCGCAGACGAGAUGAUCAAUCUAUCGCCGGCCCCGGGGGGCCCCAUCGUGGCCAAGCCCUCUGCGAUGAAGGCCGACGUCAGCAGAGAGCCGUACGUUGACCUUAAAACCGCCGAAUCGCUCUUCGUAGGCAAGAGGAGCGAUGUGAUCAAAGACCGUCCAGUCACGCCAACGCCAACGCCAACCGCGCCCGAGACAGUCGAGGUGGCCCCGGCGGUGACCGUAACCACUCCGCCCCCUGACGACAACAUGCACGUGAUGGUGGCGCGCACAGACCCGCCGUCUGAGAUGAGUCACACCGGCGACAGCGGAGUUGACCGAGGGGGCUCCAGCGCCAGCCUCGCCGACGCCCUCGACUGCAGCGAGGACGACGACGCGACCGAUGACAUCACCGACGUCACUUCGGGAAUCUUCGCGGACGAGUCCGGCGAGCCGGGGGGCGCCUCGCCCGCCCUCAAGUCGCUACAGAAGCAUGUGGGGACUCCUGAUUCCAUGGAUUCCAUGGAUCUGCCCUCUGCGGCGGGGUCUUGUGAAGCCUUCAGCCCCGCGUCCUCCCACCCGUCCUGCUCGCCUAAAGCUAUGGACAGUGGAUACGACACAGAAAAUAAUGAGAGCCCGGAGUUUGUACCAAAAGAGCCUCACGAGCCCCGAGAACCACCCGUGGGAAAUCCUUCUUCCCCCGAUCCGAGUCCGGAGGAGGACAAGGAGCCGGAGGGGCAGGAAGUCGAGGGUGAGGUGGAGCAAGAGGAGGCGGAAGCUUCAUCAGACCCGCAGAGCGGCGAGGACAGUCUUCUGCCACUGAGCGAUAAGACUCCGUACAGAGACUCUGCCUACUUCUCAGACUACGAGAAUGAAAGGCAGUCCAGAGAUGAAGAGGAAGAGCCGUCAGAGGGACUGAGAGAUGAAGAAAACGUUCAAAAAGAACCCCCCAUGGGAGAAAGGAAAGGCGAGAAAAGGAAGAACGAUGAGGAGGAGCUAAGUGACACCAUGCUUGACAAUGACAUCAAACUGGACAUGAAACACAACGUGAUCUCAUCUCAGCUCCAGCUGGACGCACAUUGGAUUGAAGAGCGUGACCACGAUGUGGAGCCCAGUGACAGCGCCUCGAUGGAUGAAUGGCCAUCUCAGGAGGAGAGCUCGUCCCUGGGGGACUGGGCUGCAGAGGUGGUGGUGGCCAUGGAAGAAGCCCUUGGUGCCCUGAAAGGAGAUUGUACCCCCAACGAGGAGGAGGAGGAGGAGGAGGAGGAGGAGGAAGCGGACAAUUCCGCUCAGGAGUCGGAAACAACAGACAAGCCGAGUGUGAAUGAGACCAAGACCAGAGCGUGCAGGGUCUCCGGUGAGAUGCCCAAAGACGAGGUGGCCCUGCAGCACGCGGCGAGCACCAGGCGCUUCUCCUCGUCCUCUCCUCCGCCCCCGGCCAGCCCCCCCCCUCCGCCCAGUGCAGCAGAGGGUGACGGCGGCGAGGAGGACGCCGACAGCGACGACAGCGACGAGUCGGACGAGGAGCUGCGGAUCUACAGCGUGCAGGAGCAGAGCGGCGGGGAGGAGAGCGACGACGAGUGCCACCCGGUGCCCAUCGUGGUGAGCGACAGCAGCGGAGAACCACACCUGCGCAGCCUCCUGAAGACGCCGCACCUGCCGACCCCAGAGAGCCAGGAGCAGCACUUCGGAUCCAAGAGGAAGACGGUGUCUUUUUUUGACGACGUCACCGUCUACCUGUUCGAUCAGGAAAGUCCAACCAAAGAGCUGUCUGAGCACGGCUCCCCUCUCGCAGCCGAAGGUCAGAGUUCACGGAGCAAAUCCCAAGAAAGGCCCAAUGCUUCGGACGACUCGUCGGACGGGAACAUCUCAGAGGAGAGCGCAGGAUAUGAGUGGGAGGACGACUUCCCGCUGCUCCCUCUCCCCACCUGCUCCGUGGCGUCCGACUCCUCGCCCCCCCGCUCCACCCCCAAACCAGCCGCUCCGUUCUCCCGCUUCACCGUCUCCCCCUCCAACGCCUCCCGAUUCUCCAUCACUCACAUCUCCGACUCCGACGUGGACUCCGUGGGAGGAAGCAGCGAGGACGGGGACAAAGAAUAACGAGCUGUGGAUCUUCAGCGCCUCUCCCUGACGACCCGCUAGCAUGACUUCUAACUAGUUUUACAACGUCAGGUUUUAGAAACAGAAGACAGUGCCUCUUGCCGCCCGUGGUUGAAGCUUAUGGACCUGAGCUGUUUAGAAAGCCCAAAAGAGAAUGAUUAAUACAAGCAAUUUACAGGAUAUUCAUAUAUUUACUGUAUGUAAGAUGUAUAGAAAAAGCAGAGAGGACUUUCAAUUGUGCAUAUUUUUCAGGUCAAAGAGACACAAUGGAUGGAGAGGACUUUGGAAACCCCUCGUGUACGACUCACCAGAGUUAGACUGACAGUCAGGCCUAAAGUUAGACUGAGAUAAAGACCCUUCCUCAGAGGAUCAGCACUCUGAAGGAUCCACACAGCGCUCACACUUUAGGAAGCUUAGCUCGUCUUAAUGAAUAUCCACAAGAAUCCUUUAGGUAUCACAAGUAAUAUAUUGUUAUAAUUUGGCCAUAACGUGAAAAAGAAGGUUGCAGCAUGUUUUCUUUGCAAACAGCUGAUUGAACCUGGACAAUGUAUUAUGGGAUGUUGAGUGACUCUUUUCUUUUGUACCCGGACCACUACUGUUUGACAUGAAUACGUGGCUCACUUCCUCUGUCCCUCUGUGCGGUAGCUAUGGGGCGCAGCCCGGUCACCAUAGCAACGGGGAGAUUGAACUCUGGUUAAAGGUCGAACAGGUCGAAGCAAUGCAUGCUUUCAAGUAUCCAUCAAGCAGCAUCUACAGGGAUGUGUUGCUUAGAGACAAAAGAAGGACCGUGUUCCCUUUCGCUUUGGAGAGGAAACGUGCUCUUCUUCGUCGUGUCUCCUCUUCGUCAUGAAGAGUCGAGGACACCUGUGUGCUGGGAAGUAUGAAUGAGGCGUAUUCCACAAUAUAUGUGAUGAUUGUGUUAUUUGAUAAUGACGUGUCAGGACAAAAUACGGUUGAUCCUCCCAUCGAUGAACCUAACAUGGCCGAAAAGUGACGCUUCACGAAGGCCGGAUGGCAGCAGGUAAAGUCUCAGAUGUCUGUUUGUUUCCAUAUCAUCAUGUGACCAAACCCUAUAAGCCAGCGUUUAAAUACAAACAUGCACAACUUGAUUUAAAAUGCCCUUAAAUGCUAUUUCUGCCUGCUCGUUAGUCUCAUAGAAGGGAGGACCUCAGCGGGACCUUCUCUCGCUGCACGUGGUCACAUGGGCUGAGAUCCAUCCCCUCAGCCAAUGAGGCGGCUUUUCGCUUCUCAUAAACCAACGAGAGGAGGAAGCAUCAGUGUAAAC